UCAUUCUGGAAAUCAAGUGUAAGGUCGAAUGACCCUGUGUAUUUCUGUACUUUAACAUUUUUGUGUUAACUUUAAUCAAGGACGACCACUUAAUGAGAGGGUUAAAGGAUUCCUGGCUUUCAUGAAACGAAGACAUUAAAAUACCGGUUGCUGAAAAGGGAAAGCAUAGACCUAAGACCAUAGACCCGUUGGAUGGUAUUUAUUCUUAUGACCUGAAAUAAUGAGUCAUAGAUGGACUCCAAAUACUUGGAUGAACGUAAGCAGAGCAUUUGUUAUGUGCCAAACACAUGCUCUGAAGUCAGCAGAUUCACUUCCCUUGUCUGGUACCUCUCACUGUAGGGUUCAUGUACAACACCCAGUUUGUUAUAAGGCUGGCUGCCUCCAAUGGAAGCACGUCCAUCACCAGAGGAUCAGAGGACGUAAAGGAUGGCUCUUUAAAGCUAACCAGGCUAGACAAAGGCUUGGGCUCCACACCAGCACCCUGUAUUUGAACACUUCAGCCUCACGUUGGUCCACUGGUCUGAGCCAACACAUGUCGCGCGUCAGGAACACAUUGGACACAGUUUCUAAAGCUGUGAGUGGGACACAUACAGAACUUCUAUCCAAAAUUGCCAGACUCAAACCUAAUGCUUUAAAGACUUUGAAUAAGGCUGAGGUCAGAGUUGAGUCAGUGGCAAAAGCUGAGGAGACAGCAAUCACAACUACUCAUGCUCCCCCAAAUGCUGCCCCUUGUUCUGCAUCUACUACACCCAAAACUAUAAUUAACUCAUCUCCUACUAGUCCUUCUGUUCCUGCUUCUGCUGCUGCAUUUGAUGCAUGUGCCACUACCUCCACUCAUUCUCAGAAUUCUACACAAGCAUCUGUCGCUGCCACAGUUCUGACUGUGCGAGAACUUAAGGAGAAAAGACUUAGGCGUGUUGUUCCAGCUGUCAAAGCCAGUUGUUCCAGAAAUGAAGAGGAGCUUAAACCUUCAUCAAAUGACACUGAGAACAAGAGCACAACUUCCAAACAAACCACAGCACUUUUCCAUCCCAGCAGCUUUUCAGUCAGCUUGGAUGAGACCUACAACUACCUGGCCAAUCAUAUCAACUCAUACUUUGGCAGCAGUUCAAAAACUCAGGACAACAAAGUGGACAAUGUUGACUAUUCCUCUACUUCCUCUCAGGGUCAACAAACUAAUGACCUCAUGUUACUGUCUGAUAAAAAGGACUCUGCUGCUCCUGUUAGCCCCGCUUCUUCUAAAAAGGGUUUAGGACACUACCUGUCCUACUCAGCUCCUACUGUGCAAGCCUUUGUUGGGAGCUACAUUGCUCCCCUGGUCCCUAAGUUCAGGACAGGAGAAUCCAAGAGUGCUACAGUGGAGGAGAAGAAGCUUGAGGAUGCAGCAGCGAAACAGGUUGAGGCCACAGUUAGUAAGGAGCAGAAGGCUGCAGAGGAGAAAGCAAAGAAACUUCUACUCCAAAGGGAAAAGAUCAUUGCCAGGGUGAGUGUGGACAGUCGAACUCGGGCUCUGGUCCAGGCUCUACACAGGGCGUCAGAUGUAAGGGUCUACAUCAACAGAGUGGAGGACCUCAGCUACCACCUCCUGGAGUUUCCAGAGACUCGUGGUGUUGCUGUCAAGGAGAAGGUUAUCCCUUGUCUUCUGCGUCUGAAGCAGGCCAGUGACCCAGGCCUGAGGGCGGCAGUUAGAGAAGCCCUCGCUCUGGUGGGCUACCAGAAACCUGUUAAAGGCCGUGGCAUACGGAUCCUUUCCAUAGAUGGAGGCGGUUUAAGGGGACUUCUCGCACUUCAGACUUUACACAAGCUGGAAGACUUAACCGGCAAACCCAUUUACAAACUGUUUGACUAUAUUUGUGGUGUCAGCACAGGUGCUAUCCUAGGGUUCAUGUUAGGUGUGUUCCAGAUCCCACUGAACGAGUGUGAUGAUAUGUACCGGAAGUUGGGCUCAGAUAUUUUCAAGCAGAACGUCAUUGUUGGCACUGUGAAGAUGGGCUGGAGCCAUGCUUUCUACGAUAGUGAAGCCUGGGAGAACAUCCUCAAGGAGAAAAUGGGUUCUCACCUCCUGGUGGAGACUUCAAGAAACCCCGAAUGCCCCAAGGUGGCAGCAGUGAGCACCAUUGUGAACCGGGGCACUCCUCUGAAGGCUUAUGUGUUCAGAAACUACAACCUGCUGCCUGGAGUGCGUUCACACUACCUGGGGGGCUGCCAGCACCAACUCUGGCAGGCCAUCCGAGCCACGUCAGCAGCCCCUGGAUAUUUCCAAGAGUUCACCCUGGGGAACGAUCUCCACCAGGAUGGAGGUCUGCUUAUUAACAACCCCACAGCACUGGCCAUCCAUGAGUGUCAGUGUUUGUGGCCUAACACGCCCUUAGAGUGUGUGGUCUCACUCGGUACAGGCCGCUUCGAAAACCCUGGCAAGAACAGCACCUCCUACACGAGUCUCAAAACCAAACUCACCAAUGUCAUCAGCAGUGCCACAGACACUGAGGAGGUUCACGCCAUGCUCGACGCCUUCCUCCCUCCCGACACUUAUUUCCGCUUCAACCCCUACAUGAGCGAAGACAUCUCCAUGGAUGAAAACCGACAAGAGAAGCUCAGCCAUCUGCAGGCUGAGGGCGUCCGCUACCUGGAGAGGAACGAGGAAAAGCUGAAGAAGGUCAGUCGCAUCCUCACACGAGAGAAAAGCUCCGUCCAGAGGAUGGCAGAGUGGGCCAGGCUCAGGGCUGACAUGUACAGUGGCCUGUCCUUUUACUACUCUAAGUAAACAAGUAUACAAGUCACCUUUACCUCACAUGAAAACUCUUCCUUUAUUCUAAAUUGCCUAGAAUAUGUCAUGUUACCAUGAUUAGUGUGUCAUUGUUGUUGACUUCUCGUCCUGUAGCUUUGAUAAACAUUGCUUAAACGCACAAAUAGGUAAAGUAUCCUACAGGCCAAACUCUACCUUCCUCCUCACUCACACUUCACACUCAGACAGUGAUUUUAGUGAUAAUGUGUUUGGCAGUGAAAAAGCAUCUGUUUGCCACUGUGGUUGGCUGCACUCAGCUUAGCACUGUUGCUUUCAAAGAAGAUGUGUUAAAUGUCGUGUGGAUUUGGGAACUUCCUGAAGAGACGCUGUCAGUCUUGUAAUCAAAUGUGUCUUGCAUGAUUAAAGGAAUAGUUUGACAUUUUGGGGAACCGUGCUUCUUCACUUCCUUAGCAAGCGUUAGAUGACAAGAUCGAUACCACUUUCAUGUCUGUACGGUGAAUAUGAAGCACAACGACUAGAAACAGGGGAACACAGCUAACAUGGCUCUGUCCAAAGGUAACAACAUCUUCCUACGUAGCUGUUUCCCUGUUUCCUGUCAUGCUAAGCUAGCCUAACCAGCUGCCAGCUCUAGCAUACAGAAAUGAGCCCGGUAUCGAUCCUCUCAUCUAACUUUCAGCAACAAAGCAUCAUAUUUAUUAUUAAGAAAUAAGUACAUUUCCUAAAAUGUCAAACUGUUCCUUUAAAAAGCAGCAUACUGUAAAAAGUUUUACAGUAGCCAGGAAUGGUUUUUCUAGACUGUUUUUCCAAGGCGAGAACCUUUUUAACCUUUUUCUGUCCUUGGAACGAUUUGUUAUGACAACCAGUAUAUCCUCAUAAACCCAGGUUUGUACUUUCGCAGAAAAAUAUGUGUUGUUGAAAAAAUGUAUGUAUUUGUUCAGCUAAGCUGCCAUCAUGUAACACUGUCAAACAGGAAUGUAAAGAAAGAAAACAUCUUACUUUUUUGUAAAAGGCCUAACCAAGGUCAAUCUGACAUUUCUCAGUCGUAAUGACUAAAACUUGCACAUUUAACAAUGCAGCUACUGUAUGCAGCUAUGUAUUGAUAAUUGUAACAUCAGUACGUGAGGACCCACUUGAAGCGUUACUGUAUUACAUAUAUUGUAUGUAAAUGCAUGUUAUAUUUAGAUUUUAAAUACAAAGACAAAUCAGUAUCUAGUAAAAAACUGAAAAAAAUGUAAGCUGCAAAGAUUUAAUCCAACAUUUAAUUCUAAUUCACCUAUAAUGAUUAAUAAUAAAUAUAGCAAUGAAUAAAUAUGGAUAGCAGAUAUGUAAUUUUUAAAUAAUUAUCCAAAUGGAGCCUCACUGUCAUAAGGAUGUACUGUUGUGUAUUAUUUUAGCCUAAAAGUAUUUUAGUUGAGUUGUUUCAGAAGCUUUUAUCAUUGUGUGCUUGAUUGUUUGGUUUUAUGGAUUCCCCACAGGCAGUGCACAUUUUCUGCUCUGUCUUCAGUGUGCCCUCUUUCCCUUUGAUGCCUCUUCUCAAAAGCCUCUUUCACCCUUUCUACCUUGAAGUGCUGUGUUUUAGUCUCCACUCUGCUGUACUAUAAUGUUUGCUGAAAGAGAUUGCUGCUUAUUGAUUUGUCAUGGUUGAAAAUGAUCCCGUGUUGCUGUGUCUUGUGCUUUUUAAAAACAAAAUGCACUGCAAAUGUUCAUUUCCAUGCCUAACCUGGUCAAGUACUGUAUAACCUAAGGUAAAAUGGACACAGAUAUUAGCCAGAUUAAUGUAAUUCCACUCUUCUCCUGUUGGUCCCGCGUAAAGACUAUCUGAGAGCGUAUGUAAUUAAAACCCAUCACUGAACCUCGCUGCAUCUUGCCUCCUAAUUAUAUGAAGAUUAGCUGAUUGCGAUCUGAGGAAAGCUGCUGUAUAUAUUGUGAGGAAGAAGGGACGUGUUAAUAUUAAGUUGAUAACUUGUACUCACAACUGCAUAAUUAUUUCAACAGAGAUCUGGACUGAUAUGCAGCCUCACCUCAGUUUCCAAGGUGGCUUGAUUAGCGCCAAAUUCUGAUGCUGCCAGUGUCUCUCUUCCUUCUAACUCAAAUAUAUGUUGUUGUUUUUUGUUUCUGACUGUGAAGGGAGGGGUGUAUUUUUCAGUGGAAAGUUAAUUUGACGGCCCAUCCCUGAGCUGUCUGUCAUAAAAGCGAGGAAGGUGAGAUGAGAUGACUGUGCAAGGCUAUGCUCAGGCACCUGGGUAACAGCCCCAGCCAGUGAUGGAUCACAUUUCCCUCCAGCAUAAACACCUUACACUGACACA
This is a messenger RNA of Toxotes jaculatrix (banded archerfish), 5052 nucleotides long. Its product is annotated as calcium-independent phospholipase A2-gamma-like. The record is from RefSeq and is a predicted model, not a curated record. Lineage: Eukaryota; Metazoa; Chordata; Actinopteri; Toxotidae. Bases 221 to 2764 code for a protein of 847 amino acids. Gene Ontology annotation, cellular component: membrane. The transcript has 10 exons. Gene Ontology annotation, biological process: arachidonate metabolic process.